Temnothorax curvispinosus is the source of this 724-nucleotide messenger RNA. RefSeq lists its product as uncharacterized. The annotation marks the transcript as partial. The record is from RefSeq and is a predicted model, not a curated record. The transcript has 3 exons. NCBI's taxonomy places the organism in Eukaryota, Metazoa, Arthropoda, Insecta, Hymenoptera, Formicidae.
GAUUUUUUCUACUAUUUGAUACAUUAUGACUUUUCAAAACAGAAAUUGAAUUGAUGGAAUAAUGAUAUCGACAUUUCAAUAACUCCGUGGCAAUACGAAGAAUCCAUGACAAGGCCGCCAUGGCAUAAACUUAGUAGACCGAUCGGAAAUAAUUAUAUUGAUAUCGAGUUUCAUGAAGCUGUAUAUCCAGUCAGAGUUUCUAUAUACGAAAUGUACAAUCCCGGAGGCGUAAUUCACAUUUUGGCUCAAGAUGAUUCUAAUAAUGAGUGGCUUAAAUUGUGGGGAACUGAUUAUAAGUUUGAUACCCCCGACAUCAAGAUCAAGAUUAUUUUCCUCACCUUUAUCACACUCGUGUGACUUUAAAACGAAAAUGCUAAGACUAUUUUUUAAAAACGGUUACGAUGAAACACGUCUUGGCCUUUACACAAAGCUAGAUGCUGUGAUGCUUAUUGGUACAUCAGAGUUGGUUCGUCCUAGAAAUUAUGAGAAGAGUUUAAGUAAUCUGUUAAAGGAAAUUAACUGCAUGUACUUUCCACACCAUGAGGAUAUUCAUAAUUUAACAGCAGAUUUCAAAAAUGCACACUUGGAUAUAGAUUAUCUGCAACAACAUUUUUCUGAAUAUUGCAUUAUAAUAGAAUAUUGUAGGGAUGGAAGCUACAUAAGAAGGGUUUCUAAGGAGAGUAUUUUGAGAGAGAAUUUGAUGCACAAAAAUGUAUCUCUGGAG